AUGCUUGCAUCUCUAGGCGAUUUGGCGACCAUUGCGUACCUUAAAGAACGCAGAGCAAAUUACGGUGCAUAUUAUAUGUGGAGCCAUAUUGGUGGUGCCAUUUCGAUAUUCACUGUCGCUAUGUUGGCAUGGUUUAUCAAAAUUAACAUUUGUGGGACAGAAAACUAUGGCUAUUUUACAAUGUAUAUCGUUGCCAGCUGUAUGGCGCUACUUUCAAUGCUUUCUUUGCCGUGGUUUCGGUAUGAAUACAACGAAAAUAAAACGAUUAACUGGUCAGAAGUAAAAUCAGCAUUAUGCAAUACUCACUUCGCGCUCAUGUUUUGCAUUCUUUUUUGUACCGGAAUUCCUGCAGCGUUUCAGAUAUUCUGGGAGUUUUGGUAUUUAGACGGAUUGUUUGCAAGUCCUUUAUUAUUGGGUGUAGCUGGAUUAAUUCGUCGGCCAAUGCUGGCCAUUUGGACGCUAUUGUCUUGCGAGUUGCUGAAAAGAAUUGGUGAGCUGAAGACUAUAUGUAUCGCUUUUUCUCUGUUUUCUCUGUCCUUUUUGGCUACGUCCUUCACACGGGUACCAUGGUUUGUGCUGGCUAUCGACGUGUUGCAGACGGCUGCUUACGGACUAGCAUAUUGUAGCUUGACAGUGCAUUUUUCAAAAGCAGGUUCAAAAGCAAGUUCAGGAGUGAUUCGUGGUAAGUCUUUCUUAAACUCAUUUCCAAAUAGCGUCGAAUUUACAUAGCGUAAUUGUAUGUAAAAUGUAGGUAGACAUCUUAAAAAUAAAAAUAUGUUAUCAGUGGAAUGUUUAGUUAUAUAUUACCAUCUGCGUUCAACUUUGCGGCGUGUGCCGUUUCAAAAUGUAUAUGUUUUACGUUUCAAAACGUACGUUUGGCAUUUCAAAAGGUACGUUUUGCCACGCCGCAUGUCAUGUUUGGGCAAUUGGAAUGGCAUGUUUUGCUUAAUAUGCACUAGAAAAGUUUUACAAAGUAAUUCGCGCGUUUAAGAGCAAGCCGUUUAAUUUAAUAUCGGACGAUGAAAUCCGCGAACCAAAUUCAAUGCAAGUUCAGGUGGGUGAAACACGACAUGUUUUUGUCAUGACUUCGCCUAGGACAUACAACGAUUUAAUAACAGAAGCUAUUAAAGGCGAGAAAUUCAAAGAGAAUUGAAUAAAUAAAUUUCACUUUCACUUUCACUAUCACUAUACGAAAAUGGCGAGAAUGAAUUCGUGGUGAUGAACAGUGAUUAUCCCCUAUGUUUCAGAAUCGCGAUUUCUGGGGUAAAAUGUAUUCCAGGGACGGAUAUUGAUCGCCUGAAAGUAAGAAUAUCCGAGAGCUCUUCACCAAGUGUAAAAGCGAAAGCCGAAGAAUGAGAAUCGAUUUCCUUUGUAUCUGCCACCCAACGUGCAUUAGUAAAACGUAUCGCGAAUUUGUGUUUGAGCAUAAUUCGGUAUAAACGCCAGCAAAAAUGCAACUUUAUUUUUUACUUAUAUACUUAUGUAAAAACCUUUUUAGUGCGUAAGCAAGACAUGCCAUUCAAAGCCCCAAAACAUGUCAGUUUCAUUGCCCAAACAUGACAUGGGGCGUGGCAAAACGUACGUAAUUUUGAAACGUUAAACGUACGUUUUGAAAAUGCACGUCGCAAGCUUGAACGCAAAUGGUAAUCACAUAGUUCGUACUUUAUUUUGAAAAUAGACGAAAAAGAAUUUAGCAUUAAAAUGAGCUGAGAAUUGCCAAAUAAAGGCUUAAAUAAGCCGCGGCAUAUUAGACUUUUCCCAAAAGAGAUCACAGUGAAUUCUGGGAUCGUUUGAAGGGACAAAAUAUAUGGUGACAGGCGUCAAACAUGUGAAAGAGUACACACGUAAAAACGCACAAGUUAAUGUAACAAACCUGCAGCAGACUUGUAGCAAUGCUGUUCCAACAACUUGUCAACAGGAUGUGUUCGCACUGCUUGUUCCCAGCUUGUUGACAAGUUGUCGACGGCUUGUUGACAACUUGCUACAAGGUUUUUGACCUCAACAGACUUGUUACAAGUUGUUUCAACAACUUGUUAUCGUCCUGCAACAAGAUGUGAGUAACAAGCUUGUAGCAACUUGAUAAAAUAACAACAUUGUUACAACUUGUUGACAACACUGUUGCGAACACAUCUUGUUGACAAAUUGUGAGAUUUUUACGUGUGUAGAAGUAUCUACUAUCAAUGAUCAACUGUUGAACGACCAAAAAUCAAAUAUCUCCUUUUUACAUUAAACUUUUAAUUUAAAUUAAAGUGCUGCCAACAUGGGAUUCGCGUGACUAGACCCAGAACGUUGGGAAAUGGCUAAUUGCUUACGCGGUAUUUAUCCUGAUAUAAACCGCGGUAUUCUUUCGCUGGUGUAAAUGGCCCUAUUAGCGAUAAUACUUUUCAGUGGGAAAUUUUUACAGAGAUAUAUCCAAGAAAUGUUUACCUUGAAAACGCAAAAAUAAAAUGGAAUUCGGCAGCUUAUUCAUGCAUGUAAAGCUCGGAUUAACAGGGGUGGUGUGUGUGUGGGUGGAGUGGGUGGAUGUAACACCCCCACAGUCAUGACGGACUCCGGAAAUGUCUGCUUGAUUCGGCAAAUUAUUUUCGGAUUAACUGGCAAUUUGUUUUCGUAGUCAGCGAAAAUAUUUGAGUGGCUAGGAAUAAAAAAUAAUAUAGCAAAAAUUUUGCUAAAUUUACGAAAAUUAAGGAAAAAUUUAACAGAUUACGAUACAUUAAUGGGAAAGUUUGUGAAAAAUGGAAUGUCCGGAAUAGUUUUGCCCAUUUUCCCCUCAAAUGAUCAGAACGAUGCUUUGGAUUUGAUAUAAUGAAGGUAUUCAGGAGGAUAUCGACAAAGUAGAAUACUUAGAGGCGUAUCUCAGACGAAUUUGUUCGUAUUAGACGGCCAAACCUGCCCAAACUUGCUUUGCACAUCAUUUUGACAUCAUGCAUGUAUUAUGACGUCUUGCAUACAUUAUGACGUCAUGCAUCCGCCCCAUUCCUCCACAUUUCAUCCCCAUGCACUGCCCUGCUCCCCACACUUUAUGGUAAUCAUGAUGCGUUCCUCAAUUAAAAAUCCGGGUCAAACGGCCGAUAUACUACUACUUAUCUUGCUGUGUUUGAUUUGGAUAUUUAUGUAUCUCCAGGACUGCAAGAGGCGGUGUUGGCUUUGGGUACUGAAAGUGGUUCAGCUCUUUUGGGAGUUCUUUUCAACGCUUUGGGAACACGGACGACAUUACUUAUUUACUCAAUGAAUUCGGGAGUCAUUCUUGUAAUUUUACUUCUGUAUAUUCGCUUUUCAAAACGCGCUGAUGAUUAUGAAAAAUUGCCUCAAGACAUUGAUGAAGAAUGA
Molecule: messenger RNA, 3330 nt
Organism: Paramuricea clavata
Lineage: Eukaryota; Metazoa; Cnidaria; Anthozoa; Malacalcyonacea; Plexauridae
Source: the annotation of a GenBank genome assembly